CUCAUUCGACUAUGCCAGGUUGCAAUUCCAGGAAAUACUGAAACUGCGCUCAUAAUUAUCAUUGAGAAGGCAAUUGUUGCGCGGCAACGUCAUCUGGCACUAGCUAUAGAAAGCAUCAACGUAAAGUUGCGAAAACAAAUUACCAGAACUUAAUUUCACUACUGGACGGAUAAGGGCUUAAUGGACGCGUUGAAGGCAUUGGCAACUAAACUGAAGAAGGAGGCGCAGGAUGUAGCUGGCCCAAACAAAUACGUGAAGCGCUCUCAAUUGGAGGAGGCCCGCCUGCAAAAGAUCAGGGAGGAGGAGGCGAAAGAACGGGAAGAGAAGGAACGCAAGCGCAAGCUUCAGCUACCCGACGAUAGUACUCCAGCGCAAAAAGCCGCCCGCCAUGAUGACUCGCCGCCCGACAGCCCCACCGUGCUCACCAGGGAGGAGGUCAUCCGGCGGCUGCGCGCCCUGGGGCAGCCCGCGACACUGUUCGCAGAGUCGGAUUUCGACCGCCUGAAGCGGCUCCGGAAGGCGGAGGCGGAGAUGGCGGUGAACCUGGAGGAGGAUGUGGCGGGUAUCGCGGGCAAGGGCAACGCGCUCAUCGAACUGCAGCGGCAGGCGCAGGAGCGGGCGCGGCUGCGAGCACUGGGCGGCUCCAAGCCAGCGGACGGGGGCGGGGGCAGCAAGGCGGGGGCGGGGCCGGCGGGCGGCAAGGGGCCCGCGGUGGUGCCGGAGAAUGCGAACGGCGAGCAGAUCCACGGGUCAGCCGCUGCUGGGUCGAGCGGCGAGGACGCCACCCUGGAGGCCUUCAAGCGCGCCGCUGCUGAGCUGGCGGAGCGCCGCAAGGAGGAGGCCAUGCCGGUGGAGGACCGCAUCGCCAAGUACCUGAAGGCCUGGAUGAAGGAGUGGGAGGAUGACCUGGAGCGGCGGCCGGAUGAGGUCAAGGACUGCAGCUCAGGCAUCCAAGCCACCUUCGCCUUCAAGCAGACCGCACGCAACAUGGAGCCUCUGUACGACCGGCUCCGUAACCGCCAGAUCACGGACGAGCUGCUGACGGGGCUGUGGAUGAUGGUGCAGGCCAUGCGCAACCGCAACUACCUGCAUGCCAACGACAUCUACCUCAAGCUCGCCAUCGGCAACGCGCCCUGGCCCAUUGGUGUGACCAGCGUGGGCAUCCACGAGCGCUCCGCGCGUGAGAAGAUCUCACACGUGAUGAACGCCAACAGCCAGGCGCAUAUCAUGAACGAUGAGGCCACGCGAAAGUAUUUCCAGUCCAUCAAGCGCCUUAUCACGCAGCUGCAGCGCCUCUACCCCACCGACCCCUCCCGCUCCGUCGACUUUGACCCCGUGCCCGACCUGGGCAAGGGCAUGCAGGGCGCCGGCUGCGCCAAGCUGGCGCUCAUAGAGGCGGAGCGGCGCGGCGAGCUGCCGCUGGCGCUGCCCGCGGCGCCGCACUUCCUGGACCACGACGGCUCGGUGCGUGUGCCGGAGAAGUGGAGCCACAUCCUGAACCGCUU
Astrephomene gubernaculifera is the source of this 1505-nucleotide messenger RNA. The record is from the annotation of a GenBank genome assembly. Lineage: Eukaryota; Viridiplantae; Chlorophyta; Chlorophyceae; Chlamydomonadales; Astrephomenaceae.